Molecule: messenger RNA, 1159 nt
Organism: Selaginella moellendorffii
Lineage: Eukaryota; Viridiplantae; Streptophyta; Lycopodiopsida; Selaginellales; Selaginellaceae
Product: methionine aminopeptidase 1D, chloroplastic/mitochondrial
Exons: 9
Coding region: 22-1098 (358 amino acids)
Biological process (GO): proteolysis
Molecular function (GO): metalloaminopeptidase activity
Source: RefSeq, a predicted model, not a curated record
GCUUAGGUCGUUUGAUUGACUAUGGCAUCGUCGUCGCGUUGCCCUCUGCUGGAUUGCGGCAGCAGAGCGUGGCCGCGGGCAACCUGUAGCCCGGAACGGCAAGCGCAUGGCUCAGCAAGGACGUUGGUUUAUGCCAGGAAGAAAUCGGGAUUUGCAGAGCUGCUGCUCCAGAAAAGGCAAGGCGAACAGCCGCAUGGCAAGCACUUGAAGUUGAAGCCUGGAAGAGUGUCCCCUCCGCUCAGCGUUCCGGCAGACAUCCCCAGGCCACCGUAUGUUGGUUCAGCCGCAGCGCCUGCUUUCAGCAUGGAGCCGCAAGUCCACGACGAGAGUGGUGUGGCGAGAAUGCGAGCCGCAGGGGAGCUAGCUGCCCGAGUUCGCGACUUUGCUGGUAGCCUCAUCAAGCCAGGUGUAACGACGGACGAGAUCGACAAGGCAGUGCACAAGAUGAUUGUUGAAGCGGGUGCAUAUCCAUCGCCUCUCGGAUACGGUGGGUUUCCGAAGAGCGUGUGCACGUCCGUGAACGAAUGCAUCUGCCACGGUAUACCCGAUUCUCGUCCGCUUCAGGACGGCGACAUUGUAAACAUCGACGUGACUGUCUAUCUGAAUGUAUGUAAGCCACAGAGGUGCCAAUCUCACACGGUUUUGUUUCAGGGAUAUCACGGGGACACAUCCGCAACUUUCCUUUGCGGCACCGUCAGUGACGAGGCCAAGCGGCUGGUAGAGGUGACUCGCGAGGCCCUGGACAAGGCAAUCGCAGUUUGUGGCCCAGGCGUGGAAUUCAAAAAGAUCGGGAGGACCAUCCAUGAUGUUGCUGAUAAGUUCAAGUACGGGGUGGUGAAGCGAUUUGUUGGGCAUGGAAUCGGCACCAUAUUCCAUUGUGCUCCCUCCAUCCUGCAUUUCCGAAAUAAUGAACCUGGUCGCAUGCAGAUUGGUCAAACGUUCACGAUUGAGCCAAUGCUGACAAUGGGGAAGCCGGACGACCUGAUCUGGCCGGACAACUGGACCGCGGUGACGGUCGACGGCAGCCUUUCUGCGCAGUUCGAGCACACCCUGCUCGUCACAGGCGACGGUGUCCAGGUAUUGACGCGAGCACCAUAAGUUACCAGUUCCAUGUCGGGGCGAGAUAGAUAAAUACACAAGAUUACACGAUUCGUAGCUA